CGCAGCUGCCAUGUACAAGCAGCUCGCCAGCUCAGCAGCCCCACUCAGCAACCCGUUCGCGUCUACCAUGUACACCGGAGGGGCUGCUGUCCUCGACGUUCGCGCGCGCGGCCUGAGCCUGCUGUCCCCGAGCCAGUCGGGCAGCCUGAUCGGCCUCGGCGUUCGCAGCCGCAACGCAGCAGUCAAGCAGUCGUGCAAGGAGAUCAUGGUCGGGACGUGGCAAUCCGGCGAGGCCACGGUCACCUUCGGAGAGGAGGUCUUCAGCUGGAUCACCGCGCGCGAGGUGCCGGGUGUCGGCUUCGUCUCUCUCAAGCUCAAGACGUCGAGCAUCAGCAGCGCAACCUUUGACAAGCGGAGCAACGUGCUCAAGAUCCGCGGUGUUGUGGAGGUGCCGCUGGACGCGCUCAACCGCUGGUACGACCCACUCUCCAACGUCGGCUCGCCAAAGGGCUACCUCUGCCUCGGCUUCAAGACGUAUCACGACUUUCUCGAGGUGCUCAAGGCGAUCCCGCGGCUCAAGGCGAGGACCAACUUCCAGAACGGCAAGCUCGGUGGCAGCAGCGCUUCGUACGCUGGAGCAAGCAGCGCGCCCGGCGCCGCCGCAGCUGCGCGAGCCUCCGCUGCUGCCCGGUACGAUGAGCGAGCUGCCACGAGCCGCGGCACUGCCACGAGCCGCGGUGGCGGCUCCAGCGCCGCAUCGCGGCAGCUCGCGGCGGCCAGCAGCGGGAAGCAGCCAGCGGCGCGCCCCCAGCCUCCGCUCCACAGCCACGGAGGGCGCCAGACCACCCUCUCCGACCUCCGCAGCGGCCCCACCCCGGGGCGGACGAACGCCCAGCAGCUCUUUGACCAAGCGACGGGCGGCGGCGGCGGCGACGACUUUGAGUCCGAUCGCCGUCCGCGCAGUCGUAGGGAGGGGCCCACCGGCGACGGCUGGAGCAUCAGCGAAGAGCCCGCCGUGCGCGCUCCGCCGGCGCAGCGGCGGCGGCUCAACAAGACCGCCGAGCUGGCCGGCGGCAGCCAGGAGACGGCGCACGACCUCGACGAGGACGACUCGCAGCAGCCACCUUCCAGCUCGCAGGAGGAGUCGUCACAGGUCGAGAUCACCGGCGUGCGUUCGCGCGAGGAGAAGGAUGCGGAGGGCCGCGCGAACGCGAUCGACGUCGACGGGCCGAGCGGCGAGGCGGGCGGCAGCGAGGCAGAGGCGCGGCCGGCGCAGCGGCCUCGCGUGGAGCGGAGCGUGCGCGAGCGGCUGGUUGAGCUCAAGAGCCUCCACGAGGAGGGGCUAAUCUCGGAGGCCAACUUCGAGGCGCGGCAGCGCGUGAUCCUCGACGACAUUGAAAAAGGAAAGAAAAAGCUGAGCCCUGGUGUCGAGGGCUCAGAGAAAAAGGACGGGAGAUAA
Molecule: messenger RNA, 1399 nt
Organism: Emiliania huxleyi CCMP1516
Lineage: Eukaryota; Haptophyta; Isochrysidales; Noelaerhabdaceae
Exons: 4
Coding region: 11-1399 (462 amino acids)
Source: RefSeq, a predicted model, not a curated record